This is a messenger RNA of Cynara cardunculus var. scolymus (artichoke), 741 nucleotides long. RefSeq names its product putative B3 domain-containing protein At5g66980. Bases 1 to 741 code for a protein of 246 amino acids. The transcript is spliced from 4 exons. NCBI's taxonomy places the organism in Eukaryota, Viridiplantae, Streptophyta, Magnoliopsida, Asterales, Asteraceae. Gene Ontology annotation, molecular function: DNA binding. The record is from RefSeq and is a predicted model, not a curated record.
AUGGAGGAACAUCAGAUAGGAGGCUCAAAUUGUGAACAAUUGCCUCAGUUCUUCAAGUUCUAUAUGCCUGCGCAUUGCUCUACGCAACUGCAAAUACCACCUGCAUUUGUCAACUACUUCAAGGAUUAUUUACCCUUGAAGUUUGUUCUUGUGACUUCUGGAAAAAAGUCAUGGGAGGUGGACAUGAACAAGGUUGAUGAUGAUGUGUAUUUCAAAAGAGGAUGGGAGGAAUUUGUGCAAGAUAACUCACUGACGUUUGGUGAUUUCCUUAUGUUUUACUAUAAUGGUGGAUCGAAAUUCUUUGUUAGUGUAUUUGGAAAUAAUAACUGUUUGAAGGAGAUUGAGGUUUUAAAUAACCAGAGUGAACAGCAACCAACCUGCAUCCAAUUAGGGGAUGAAGCAAACAGAACUGGCGAAACGAAGAUAAUUUCUGUUGAAGAUACUGAUUUGUCAUUUGAAGUAACGCUGCAGCGAACUUAUAUCAAUAAGGGAUGUGUCCACAUGCCAAAGGUGUUUUACGAUCGUGUGAAAAAGUUUAGACCGAUUGCCAAGCUUCAACAUUCUGGACGGACAUGGGACGUGAAGGUGUCUAUCAGCAGUGAAAGAUACGGGUUUACAAAAGGCUGGAAGAAGUUUGUGACGGAGAACUGCGUGGCAAUCGGAGAUAUUUGUUGUUUUAAGAUGAUUGACAUUAAGCCAAAGUUCUAUUUGCUGGAUGUGUCUUUUUCUAGGGAAAUAUAG